Molecule: messenger RNA, 1715 nt
Organism: Oenanthe melanoleuca
Lineage: Eukaryota; Metazoa; Chordata; Aves; Passeriformes; Muscicapidae
Gene: GPATCH3
Product: G-patch domain containing 3
Exons: 7
Coding region: 4-1566 (520 amino acids)
Biological process (GO): negative regulation of RIG-I signaling pathway; negative regulation of type I interferon production; positive regulation of DNA-templated transcription
Molecular function (GO): nucleic acid binding
Source: RefSeq, a predicted model, not a curated record
CCAAUGUCUCUCUGUCCCUGUCACCUCCUGCCGCUCACCCCUCCAACCACCAGGCGGCGCCCUGUACCCGUCAUGCCUGACGUCAUCGCAGCGCGCCAGCAGCGGCCCAAGAUGGCGGCGCCCAGCGGUGACGGCAGCGAUGGCGGCGCGGCCCGGUACUGCCUGGUGAGCGGCAUCCCGGCCGCGCUCCGCUCCGCGCACCUCCGCUCCUACUUCAGCCAGUUCCUGGAGGCCGGCGGCUUCCUCUGCUUCCACUACCGGCACCGGCCCGAGCGGCCGGCGGCGGGCGGCGGCGGCGGGGCCUCGGCGGCGCGCAGCUGCUGCUGCCUAGUGUCCGUGCGGCCCGGCCGCGCCCGCCGCUUCGUCCGCAUGUACUCGGGCAAGCGCUGGCUCGGGCCCGGCGGCAGCGCGCUGCCCGGCCGCUGCCUCAUCCGCAGGGUGCGCCCGAGCGCCGGCACAGGCCCCCCGGCGGCUCCCAGCAGCCAGGAGCAGCACGGGGGGUGUGUCACGGAGGCGGAGCUGCGGCGCCUGCCCGAGCUGAACCCCCCCUCCUUCCUGCCCUUCGGGAACGUGGGCACGCCCCUGAGCGUGUUCCUGCAGCUGAUCCGCGCCUGCAGGCUGCCCCCCCCUGUCAUCAGGAAGCUGCAGCUGGAUUUCCCCAGGACUGGCUCAUCCCGCCGGUAUGGGAACGUGCCCUUCCAGUACCACAACACUGAGACAGUGGCUGAGGAGGAAAGAGUUUACACAGCUGCAGGGGAUGAGAUCAUGGAGGGAGAGGAGCCCGUGACUCAGCCAGCCCGGUCCGGGGAGGAUGAGGAGGAUCAGCAGCAGGAGGAAGAGGAGUCACACUCUGAUGAUGACAAUGACACCUGUGAGGAGUGGGAGAGGCACGAGGCCCUGCACGAGGACGUGGCGCAGCAGCAGCGGCAGCGGGAGCGGCUCUUCGAGGAGGAGAUCGAGCUCAAGUGGGAGAAGGGCGGCUCUGGCCUCGUGUUCUACACAGAUGCCCAGUUCUGGCAGGAGCAGGAUGGAGACUUUGACGAGCAGACAGCCGACGACUGGGACGUGGACAUGAGCAUCUACUAUGAUAAAGAUGGAGGGGAUAAGGAUGCUCGGGACUCGGUGCAGAUGAGGCUGGAGCAGCGGCUGCGGGAUGGGCUGCAGGAAGAGGGGUCUGUGCCAGGGCAGCACAUUGGCACCUUCGAGAGGCACACCAAGGGCUUUGGCAGGAAGGUCCUGGAGCAGCAGGGCUGGACAGAGGGGCUGGGCCUGGGGAGCAGCAACUCUGGGAUGGCCGAAGCUCUGGACAACGAGGGCCAGAACCCCCGGUGCAAGAGGGGGCUGGGCUACCACGGGGAGAAGCUGCCAACUUUCAUCCGGAGGAAGAAGCCCCGUGGGGACACUUCUGUUGUCAUCUCCACCAUCUAUGAUGACCCUGAGCCCCAGGACAUGGGUGACCAGCUGCUCAGGCGCCAGCCCCCCACGGCCAUGAAGUACAGGCAGGACAUGGCCUUUGUCCGAGCAUCCCAGCCCGCCCUGGGCAGCCUCAGAGCCCAGCCACACUGAGCAGGGACUGUCACAGCCUCUGUCCUGCCCCCAGCCCAGGCUGGCUCCUGGUCUGAGUGUGAAGCAGGGUGUUCAUAUAUUUAUUUUUAGUAAAAAUACUGGUUUGUAAUAAAAAUUAUCACGCUGGGGUUUUUUCCCCUCUAAUUGUA